AUCCUCAUUAUAUUUUCAUAAAAGCAUUUCGAGUCAAGAUUUUCAUAAUGUCUAUUUUUCGUGAAUAUAUUGGUGUGAAGCCAAAUCCAAUUACUUUAGAUGAUUUUCCAAGUGAAAUUAUCAACCCCUUAAUAACAGAGUUCCACUUCAUUCUAGGAUUUGCUAAAGAAGAACAUGACCAAAAUGGAAAAGGCACAGGACAAUUCAAGCCAACUUGGAACAUGGAUUAUUUCAGUCCUGAAAAGGUAAAGAAACUCAAGGAAAAGCACGAAAAUGUGAGGGUGGUAAUAAGUUUUGGAGGUCAGGGUGAAGAAAAUUCAUUCAAUCCUUUCAAGAACUUUCAAUGGUCUAUUAAUGCAGCAAAUUCACUCAAAGUGAUCAUCCAAGACUACAACAAGGUCAAGGACAACCUAAUUGAUGGCAUUGAUGUUCACUAUGACUACAUCAAUUCCAAUGAGGAGGAUUUUUCCCAGUGCAUAGGAGACGUCAUAAAAAGAUUGAAAAAUGAUAUUAGUAGCACUACAAGAGGUUAUACCUCCAUUGCUCCAUCACAUUUAGUUGAACCACACUACAAGUGGUUAUACCAUGAAUACCUAGAUCUUAUUGAUUUGGUUGACUAUCAAUUCUACAAUCAUACUCUGUCUUCUAAGCACGAGCUUACCACACUCUUCAAUGAUAUAUCAAAAGAUUACGAUGUUGAUAAACUCCUAGUUGGAAUCAGUACUUAUCCAGCUGACGCAGAUAAAGUCCCACCACAAGUCUUCAUUGAUGGUUGCACUGAGCUUGUCAUCAACUCAGCUCUCCGUGGAAUUUUUGUUUGGAGUGCUAAUGAUUCUGCGACUAACUCCAACGACAAACAUUUCUCCAUGGAGGAAGCCUUACAAAAAAUCAUCACUGAUAACCCACAUAAAAAAUAAAACUCUUAUUUAUAUAUAUAUUUACAGGUCAUGUGUCAGAUUAUAUAUCAUGGCAAGGUUGUUCUAUGCUAUGUAUAGUCUAUUACAUCUUCAAAAUAAGACCUAAUGCAUGUGUGUUUGAUUUUGUGGGACAAACUCGUUUUGUCUUUGUAUCUCUAUUAUGUUUUGACGAGUGAACGUCUUUUGUUUUAUGUAUUUAAAGUCGUUUUGUCUUUCUUUAUAUCAAUAUAAUGUGUGGUUUGAAGA
Molecule: messenger RNA, 1163 nt
Organism: Lathyrus oleraceus (garden pea)
Lineage: Eukaryota; Viridiplantae; Streptophyta; Magnoliopsida; Fabales; Fabaceae
Product: chitinase 2
Exons: 2
Coding region: 48-917 (289 amino acids)
Biological process (GO): carbohydrate metabolic process
Source: RefSeq, a predicted model, not a curated record